Molecule: messenger RNA, 3116 nt
Organism: Lampris incognitus (smalleye Pacific opah)
Lineage: Eukaryota; Metazoa; Chordata; Actinopteri; Lampriformes; Lampridae
Product: tyrosine-protein phosphatase non-receptor type 1-like
Exons: 9
Coding region: 69-1511 (480 amino acids)
Biological process (GO): protein dephosphorylation
Molecular function (GO): protein tyrosine phosphatase activity
Source: RefSeq, a predicted model, not a curated record
UAUAAGAUGUGGGCGGGGCCUACUGCGUAUUUCCGGUAGGAGCAGGCCGAAAGACAACAUAGUAACGUAUGCGCGGUCCGCGGCGCUCAGGAAGAUACAACGGUGUGGCACGCGCGCGCGAGUCCGAACCGCCGAGUGGAAAGCGAUCGGCGUCCUCCCGAACGGCGUCGUCGACUAUCGUCCGAGAGGGUGACGCGAAGCGGACCGCGAUGGAAGACGAGUUUCGGGGAAUCGAUGAAGACGGGAGUUGGAGCGCCGUUUACCAGGAAAUCCGUCAGCAGUCGGUUGAACUGCCUUGCAAGGUCGCCAAAUUACCUGAAAACAAGAGUCGGAAUCGUUACCGAGAUGUCAGCCCGUUCGACCACAGCCGAAUCUGUCUGCAGCUGGGGACGAACGACUACAUAAACGCGAGCUUGAUCUCCACGGAGGAGGCGCAGAGGAGCUAUAUCCUAACUCAGGGACCCCUUCCCAGUACAUGUGGCCACUUCUGGGAGAUGGUUUGGGAGCAGAGGACUCGCGGUGUCGUGAUGCUGAACCGAGUCAUAGAGAAAGGAUCUGUGAAGUGCGCCCAGUAUUGGCCGCAGAGAGAGGAGGGGGACGCCAUGUUUGAGGACACCGAUUUCAAGCUCGUUUUUGUUUCCGAAGAUGUCAAAUCGGACUUCACAAUCUGUCAGCUGGAGCUGACAAACUUGUCGACGCAGGAAACUCGGGAGAUUCUACACUUCAACUACACCACCUGGCCUGACUUCGGGGUACCGGAGUCUCCCGCCUCCUUCCUCAAUUUCCUGUUCAAGGUGCGCGAGUCCGGGUGUCUGAACUCGGACCAGGGGCCGGUGGUGGUGCACUGCAGCGCAGGCAUCGGGCGCUCGGGGACCUUCUGUCUCGUCGACACCUGCCUGUUACUGAUGUCCACGCGCAGGGACCCGUCGUCGGUGCGCAUCCGCGACGUCCUCCUGGAGAUGAGGCGCUACCGGAUGGGCUUGAUUCAGACGGCCGAUCAGCUCCGCUUUUCCUACCUCGCAGUCACCGAAGGUGCCAAGCGUAUCGCGGUGGACGCGUCUCUGCAGGAAUCCCAGAACGAGCUCUCGAGCGAGGAAGAUGUGCCUCCAGAGUUCGCGCCUCCUCCUCGUCCUGCCAGAGACGCUCACAAUGGCAAAGCGGAGCCGCCCUUCUUCCCCGAAAAUGACGUCAUCCGACAAAAGGACACCCACGCUCUCCGUUCCUCAUUAGAGCCGGAGGUGCGGAGGAGAAAUAUCGCCGACGCCCAGACUGUGACGGAGUCCGUCGACCAGCCGGACUUUCCGAUGGGAACCCAGGAAUAUACCUCCAAAGCUCUGACCAAACCGCAGCAGCAACAUGUGACUGAGGAGCCGGCGAUAAGCCAGUCCACCGAGCAGUCGGGGGGGAACGACUCGACGCCGGGUCCGUGGUCUCCGCUGCUGACCAAUGUGUGCCUGUGCACAGCGUUGGCGCUCGGUGCUUAUGUCUGUUAUCGAACCUGUUUCCAUUGAUGUCUUUUUCUUUUCCUUUUCUUUUUUUUUUCAAAUUUCCUGCCUCUGUCUUCUAUUCCUCCCUUCCUCCUCAGUGUCUUUGCAGAGUGAUUUUUUUUUUUUUUUUUUCUUCAGGCUGGGCUGGCCAGCCGUCUUCGACGCUGGGUUUUACUCUGCAAGCCGGUGGAUCGUUUGAACCUCGGUGGAUUCACGUUCACUUCGUUUGAUUUACAAAUGCAGUGCAAAAGGGACGGUGUACGGUGGGUCCAACUGGCAGCUCUCCCCCACCAGAAACGUCACCCACUGCAAAGUCCCCCUUAAUACUGUCAGGUUGGAUGCUCAGGGCCUCAAUUUUCAGGAGUAAACAUCCCAAAUACAUGUGCCGAGUCUGCGUCAAGGUUCCCUUUUUAAAAAAAAAAAACCCAAAACAAUGCAGUUAACGGAGGGAAGGGUGUGUUUUUUAGCUCCUGUGUUCUGUGAACCACUUUGAAGACCGCAGGCUGAACGGUCCCUUAGUCUCCCAUGUACACGUAUGUCCCCUCUUCAUUCACAAGACGACACACAACACACACGUGUUCUUCCAUUUUAACCUUUGCUAAAGCCUACGUUUAGCUUCCCCUUUACUUUCCUCUCACUGAACCCCCCCCCCCACCCCACCCCCCUUCUCUCUACACAGAAAUCGGGCUCUGUGAUUUCUGUCCACAGACUCACCGUUAAGGGAGAUGACCAAACUCUUUUUGUUAUCCUGUAAAAAUGGGCCGGUAUCGAACCCGAAAUCCGAGGUGGCAGUACCGGAAGCUACCGUGUGUCCGUUGGAUGAGGUGUGUGCAUGCAGACGGGCGUCGGCGUUGUGUCGACAUAGUCCCAAAUAGGAAGGCAUGUUGUUGGAUUGUGUGCGUAUACAGUACGUUUUGCGUGAGCAGUAGGCCGUCGUCAGAGCUUCCUGUUUCCGCUGUGAGUUAUCCCUACUUGGCUGAGAGGUACCGGAGCAAGUAGAGUAACAUCUGAGUUAUCCCUACUUGGCUGAGAGGUACCGGAGCAAGUAGAGUAACAUCUGAGUUAUCCCUACUUGGCUGAGAGGUGCCGGAGCAAGUAGAGUAACAUCUGAGUUAUCCCUACUUGGCUGAGAGGUGCUGGAGCAAGUAGAGUAACAUCUGAGUUAUUUCUACUUGGCUGAGAGGUGCCGGAGCAAGUAGAGUAACAUCUGAGUUAUUCCUACUCGGCUGAGAGGUGCCGGAGCAAGUAGAGUAACAUCUUGAGUUAUUCCUACUCGGCUGAGAGGUGCCGGAGCAAGUAGAGUAACAUCUGAGUUAUUUCUACUCGGCUGAGAGGUGCCGGAGCAAGUAGAGUAACAUCUGAUUUAUUCCUACUCGGCUGAGAGGUGCCGGAGCAAGUAGAGUAACAUCUGAGUUAUUCCUACUCGGCUGAGAGGUGCCGGAGCAAGUAGAGUAACAUCUUGAGUUAUUCCUACUCGGCUGAGAGGUGCCGGAGCAAGUAGAGUAACAUCUGAGUUAUUUCUACUCGGCUGAGAGGUGCCGGAGCAAGUAGAGUAACAUCUGAUUUAUUCCUACUCGGCUGAGAGGUGCCGGAGCAAGUAGAGUAACAUCUGAGUUAUUCCUACUCGGC